Molecule: messenger RNA, 423 nt
Organism: Dentiscutata heterogama
Lineage: Eukaryota; Fungi; Glomeromycota; Glomeromycetes; Diversisporales; Gigasporaceae
Source: the annotation of a GenBank genome assembly
AUGUCCAAUAUACAUAUCUUAAGAGAUACCAAGAAUAGAAAGGUUCUGGAGGGGCCAGGUCAUUGGCUUGAUAGCAUCUGUGAAUCAGAACUUGAGAAAGCAUUACGCAGUAAUAUCAAAACUGUUUCUGAUAUUGCUAAUGAAUAUAAAGAUCUCCAGGAUGUAUAUUUAAAACAAAAAGAGGAUCUUGUGCUAGUUAAGUGUAUUCAAAAUGAUCUAGAUCACUUGCAUGAAAAAAAUAAUCACCCAUUAUCUAAUGAUUCAAAAAUGGGUGGUAAUGCAGUAGAAGAGAUCUCUUUAAAACCAGAUCCAUCAUCUAAUGAUUCAAGAACAGGUGGCAAUGCUAUAGAAGAGGUAUUCAGUUUCUCUAAAACCCCCUUUUUGUCUUCACACCACUUAGGGCUUGAGCCUGAUGAAAGUAAA